AUGACGCUUCGCGGAGCCGAUCCUUUUGAAUGUUUCUGUGGCCGCACCUACACAUAUGCGAUUGAUCUGGAAGAACACCGAAGGGCGCGAGGUCACUUUCCCUCACAUGUCUGCAGAGGCAGUUGCAGACAUCCUCCAGUGGCUCAGUACGACUUUACCAUUCGCAAAUGUGGCUAUUGUGGCAAGCUCUGUGAGCGCCUGGAUAUCUUUGAAGACCACUACAUUGCUACUGGGCAUUGUUUCUGUUCGGAAUGCGACCUCCCCUUCGAAAGCCAGAGCGCUUGGGAAAAUCACUGCGAGGUGGAGCUCCAUGCUUCUGAGUACCGUUGUUGCAACUGUGACAUAACUUUCAAAGAUAUCCAUGCCCUGAACGCACAUAUGGCGAGCCGUGCGCAUCGGAAGCCGCUUCAGCAAAAGCACAAAGUCAAUGCAAGAAAAGCGGGAAAAGCUACUACCGUCAGUGCGGGCGAUCACAUGUGCAAGAUAUGUCGGCGAACCGUUCCAUCCCUCCAGUCUUUCCAACAGCAUUGUGAGUCGCUGAAGCACAAGCCAAUCAGCGCUCUGAGUUGCCCUACCGGGGAAGGAUGCAAAAGAAAGUUCAGUGCGCCGUCGGCUCUGCUGCACCAUCUAGAAAGUGGAAAGUGCUGUUCAGGCAUGGACCGCGAUGACAUCUACGACAUCGUUCAGCUAUACGACAAAGAUCACACGAUCCACAUCCUCCCAAAACUCACACCUUCGAGCUCUACUUACUUAUCGGCACAUGGUUUAUCUCCUGAUUCCGGAGCGCCAACAGCGUCUCUCGAUAGUUCAGAUGGCUGGCUACUGGUCACUCCCACGCACUCUCAGGGUACCUUUCGUACGGUACAGGCUCUUCAGCAGCACAUAGUCUCUCCAACACACUGUGAUAAGGUCUACCACUGCCCACGUAACCUCCUCCCAAUUAACUCUAGCAAGGCUGAAACGAAGCAAAGAAAAGCAAAGCAAUUUACAACUCUCAGUGGACUAGCUCAGCAUUUAGAGAGUGGGGCCUGCCGUGGUGGCAGGCAGACGUUCCUGCGUUGUAUUGAGUUCAUCCAACAGCAUUUGGGGCAAUGGGGACUUGGAGGGAUGCGCCUAUUAUUGCCAGGCUCUCAAGAUUGA
Molecule: messenger RNA, 1140 nt
Organism: Exserohilum turcica Et28A
Lineage: Eukaryota; Fungi; Ascomycota; Dothideomycetes; Pleosporales; Pleosporaceae
Exons: 2
Coding region: 1-1140 (379 amino acids)
Molecular function (GO): zinc ion binding; nucleic acid binding
Source: RefSeq, a predicted model, not a curated record